Oncorhynchus nerka (sockeye salmon) is the source of this 5346-nucleotide messenger RNA. Its product is annotated as NACHT, LRR and PYD domains-containing protein 12-like. NCBI's taxonomy places the organism in Eukaryota, Metazoa, Chordata, Actinopteri, Salmoniformes, Salmonidae. Gene Ontology annotation, biological process: intracellular signal transduction. Gene Ontology annotation, molecular function: protein binding. The record is from RefSeq and is a predicted model, not a curated record.
AUGACAUUUGUGAGGAACGAGCUGAAGAUGUUCAAGAGGAUUCUUAGUCCAGAACUCCCAGAAGGCUUUGAGAGUCAGAAGCAGGAUAAGGAAGUGGUGGACCCUGAAGAUGAGAAGCAGGAGAGCAGUGCCAGAGAGGGGGCUCUGAAGAUCACACUGCACAUCCUGAGGAAAAUGAACCAGAUGGAGCUUGCUGACACACUGGAGAAAUAUUCAGAUGAUCCUUCUGUGAUUUGCCAACGUGAACUCAAAUCUAAUCUAAAGAAGAAGUUUCAAUGUGUAUUUGAGGGGAUCGCUAAACAAGGAAACCCAACACUUCUCAAUAAGAUCUACACAGAGCUCUACAUCACAGAGGGUGGAACAGGAGAGGUCAAUAAUGAACAUGAGCUGAGACAGAUUGAGACAACAACCAGGAAACAAGCAAGACCAGAGACUGCAAUCAAAUGUAACGACAUCUUCAAACCCUUAACUGGACAAGACAAACCUAUCAGAACUGUGCUGACAAAGGGAGUUGCUGGCAUUGGAAAAACAGUCUCUGUGCAGAAGUUCAUUCUGGACUGGGCUGAAGGAAAAGCAAAUCAGGAUGUCCAAUUUGUAUUUUCAUUCCCUUUCCGGGAGCUGAAUUUGAUGAAAGGGGACAAACAAACUUUGAUUGAACUUCUCAAUCACUUCUCAAUGGAAACCAAACAAUCAAGAAUCUCCAACUACGACAAGUACAAAGUUCUGUUCAUCUUUGAUGGUCUGGAUGAGUGCCGACUGCCCCUAGACUUCCAGAAGAACAAGAUCUGUUGUGACGUCACAGAGUCAACCUCAGUGGAUGUUCUGCUAACAAAUCUCAUCAAGGGAAAUCUGCUUCCCUCUGCUCUCCUCUGGAUAACUACCCGACCUGCAGCAGCCAAUAAGAUCCCUUCAGUGUGUGUUGACCAGGUGACAGAGGUACGAGGGUUCAAUGACCCACAGAAGGAGGAGUACUUCAGGAAGAGAUUCAGUGAUGAGGACCUGGCCAGCAGAAUCAUCUCACACAUAAAGACAUCAAGGAGCCUCCACAUCAUGUGCCACAUUCCAGUCUUCUGUUGGAUUUCAGCAAUAGUCCUUGAACACAUGCUGAAACAUAAGAGAGAAGAGAUGCCCAAGACUCUGACUGAGAUGUACACACACCUUGUGGUGUUUCAUACCAAACAGAAGAAUGAAAAGUAUCUUGGGAAAGAAGAGACAGGUCCACACUGGAAUAAAGAGAGCAUUCUGUCACUGGGAAAACUGGCUUUUCAACAGCUUGUGAAUGGCAACCUAAUUUUCUAUGAAGAAGACCUGAAAGAGUCUGGUAUUGAUGUCAGUGAAGCCUCAGUGUACUCAGGAUUGUGCACACAGCUCUUUAAAGAGGAACGUGGGCUGUACCAGGAAAAGGUGUACUGCUUUGUUCAUCUGAGCAUUCAGGAGUUUCUGGCUGCUGUAUAUGUGUUCCUCUCAUUCAUCAACAACAAUGAGAAUCUAAUGGAUGAACUGCAAACAAAAGACGAGUCUGAAGUUACUUUCUACAAGAGUGCUGUGGAUAAAGCCUUACAAAGUGAGACAGGAAACCUGGACCUUUUCCUCCGCUUCCUUCUGGGCCUCUCACUGGAGUCCAAUCAGAAGCACUUACGAGGUCUACUGACAAAGACAAGAAGCAGCUCACAGAGCCAUGAAGACACAGUCGAAUACAUCAAGGAGAAGAUCAGGGAGAAUCCCUCUCCAGAGAGGAGCAUCAAUCUGUUCCACUGUCUGAAUGAACUGAAUGACCAUUCUCUAGUGGAGGAGAUCCAAAGCUACCUGAGAUCAGGAAGUCUCUCAAAACCCAACCUGUCACCUGCACAGUGGUCAGCUCUGGUCUUUGUGUUGCUGACUUCAGAAAAGGAGCUGGAUGUGUUUGACCUGAAGAAAUACUCCAGAUCAGAGGAAGGUCUUCUGAGGCUGCUGCCAGUGGUCAAAGCCUCCAGAGCUGCUCUGCUGUCAGGCUGUGGAGUCACAGAGGAAGGCUGUGCUUCUCUGGUCUCAGCUCUGGAGUCAAACCCCUCACACCUGAGAGAGCUGGAUCUGAGUAACAAUGACCUGAAGGAUUCAGGAGUGAAGCUGCUCUCUGCUGGACUGGGGAAUCCCCACUGUAAACUGGAGACUCUGAGGCUGUCAGGCUGUCUAGUCACAGAGGAAGCCUGUGCUUCUCUGUUCUCAGCUCUGAGGUCAAACCCCUCACACCUGAGAAAGUUGGAUCUGAGUAACAAUGACCUGAAGGAUUCAGGAGUGGAGCUGCUCUCUGCUGGACUGGAGGAUCCCCACUGCAAACUGGAGACUCUGAGGCUAUCAGGCUGUCUAGUCACAGAGGAAGGCUGUGCUUCUCUGGUCUCAGCUCUGAGGUCACACCCCUCACACCUGAGAGAGCUGGACGUGAGCUACAAUCACCCAGGAGACUCAGGAGUCAGACUGCUCUCUGCUGGACUGGAGGAUCCACACUGCAGACUGGAGAAACUCAAGCUGUCAGGCUGUGGAGUCACAGAGGAAGGCUGUGCUUCUCUGGUCUCAGCUCUGGAGUCAAACCCCUCACACCUGAGAGAGCUGGAUCUGAGUAACAAUGACCUGAAGGAUUCAGGAGUGAAGCUGCUCUCUGCUGCUGGGAAUCCCCACUGUAAACUGGAGACUCUGAGGCUGUCAGGCUGUCUAGUCACAGAGGAAGCCUGUGCUUCUCUGUUCUCAGCUCUGAGGUCAAACCCCUCACACCUGAGAAAGUUGGAUCUGAGUAACAAUGACCUGAAGGAUUCAGGAGUGAAGCUGCUCUCUGCUGGACUGGAGGAUCCCCACUGCAAACUGGAGACUCUGAGGCUGUCAGGCUGUGGAGUCACAGAGGAAGGCUGUGCUUCUCUGGUCUCAGCUCUGAGCUCAAAUCCCUCAUAUCUGAAAGAGUUGGGUCUGAGUAACAAUGACCUGAAGGAUUCAGGAGUGAAGCUGCUCUCUGCUGGACUGGGGAAUCCCCACUGUAAACUGGAGACUCUGUGGCUGUCAGGCUGUCUAGUCACAGAGGAAGGCUGUGCUUCUCUGGUCUCAGCUCUGAGGUCAAACCCCUCACACCUGAGAGAGCUGGACCUGAGCUACAAUCACCCAGGAGACUCAGGAGUCAGACUGCUCUCUGCUGGACUGGAGGAUCCACACUGCAGACUGGAGAAACUCAAUGUGGAACAUGGUGGAGAGAACAGAAUGAAACCUGGACUUAGAAAAUAUGUCUGUGAUCUCACACUGGACCUAAACACAGUAAACAGACGCCUCUCUCUGUCUGAGGAGAACAGAAAGGUGACAUGUAGGACAGAGGAGCAGCCGUAUCCUGAUCACCCAGAGAGAUUUGAGGACUGGGGACAGGUGCUGUGUAGAGAGGGUCUGACUGGGCGCUGUUACUGGGAGGUAGAGUGGAGUGGAAGAGGGGCUGUUAUAGGAGUGACAUAUAAAGGAAUCAGCAGGAGAGGAGGGGUUAAGGAAUGUUGGCUUGGAUACAAUGACAAGUCCUGGAACCUGCACUGCUCUGACAACAGCUACACAGCCUGUCACAAUAAUAAUCCCACUACCAUAGACGUCCCCUCCUCCAGACCCCACAGAGUAGGAGUGUAUCUGGACUGGCCAGCCGGCACUCUGUCCUUCUACAGAGUCUCCUCUUACACACUGACCCACCUGAUCACAUUCACCUCCACAUUCACUGAGCCCCUCUAUCCAGGGUUUAGGGUUUAUGAUGAUUCCUUUGGGAUUUGGGACUCCUCAGUGUCCCUGUGCCAGUGAUACACACACACUAUCUCACUCACACACACACACACACACACACACACACACACACACACACACACACACACACACACACACACACACACACACACACACACACACACACACACAGGACACAAACACAAACAAACACACACACACACACACACACAAACACACACAUUGGACACACACACAUAUUGGACACACACACACAUUAGACACACGCUCUAGUGCACACACACACACACACACACACACACUGGACACACACAGACACACACUGACACUCACACACACAUACAUAGUGGACACACACACACUGGACACACACUCAGACUGGACACACACACACACACACACACACACACAUAUUGGCGUUUUCAAAAAACAUAUGCCAUUCAGGGCACCAGUCUAGGACCAGUGGUUGCUUAUCAGUUUCUGGACCACAGGUUCUAGAACAGCUUCUAUCCCAGUUCUAUCUGCCUGUUAAAUUAGUUUCUGGACCACAGGUGCGAGAACAACUUCUAUGCCAGUUCUAUCUGCCUGUUAAAUCAGUUUCUGGAUCACAGGUUCUAGAACAGCUUCUAUCCCAGUUCUAUCUGCCUGUUAAAUCAGUUUCUGGACCACAGGUUCUAGAACAGCUACUAUCCCAGUUCUAUCUGCCUGUUAAAUCAGUUUCUGGACCACAGGUUCUAGAACAGCUACUAUCCCAGUUCUAUCUGCCUGCUGUUCUAGAACAGCUUCUAUCCCAGUUCUAUCUGCCUGUUAAAUCAGUUUCUGGAUCACAGGUUCUAGAACAGCUUCUAUCCCAGUUCUAUCUGCCUGUUAAAUCAGUUUCUAGAUCACAGGUUCUAGAACAGCUUCUAUCCCAGUUCUAUCUGCCCGUUAAAUCAGUUUCUGGACCACAGGUUCUAGAACAGUUUCUAUCCCAGUUCUAUCUGCCUGUUAAAUCAGUUUCUGGACCACAGGUUCUAGAACAGCUUCUAUCCCAGUUCUAUCUGCCUGUUAAAUCAGUUUCUGGACCACAGGUUCUAGAACAUCUUCUAUCCCAGUUCUAUCUGCCCGUUAAAUCAGUUUCUGGACCACAGGUUCUAGAACAGCUUCUAUCCCAGUUCUAUCUGCCUGUUAAAUCAGUUUCUGGAUCACAGGUUCUAGAACAGCUUCUAUCCCAGUUCUAUCUGCCUGUUAAAUCAUCAACCUAAACUGUUUUCAUCAGACUAUUAGAACAUGACUGAACCUUUUGGUUCCUUUUCUGAUCUUUUACCACUUUGCAUUUUUUAUUAUAUAUUUUACUGUUUGUGUUUGUACCACAGGAGGUUGGUGGGACCUUAAUUGGGGAGGACAGGCUUGUAAUGGCUGGAGGGGAAUAAGUGGAAUGGUAUCAAACACGUGGUUUCCAUGUGUUCCAUUUCAUUCACUCUGUUCCAGACAUUAUUAUGAGCCGUCCUCCCCUCACCAGCCUCCACUGGUAUGUACUGUCCUAUAUGUGAGAGAGCUCCAACAAGGAAUUACAAUGUAUGUAUUACUUUUAAUACCUGCAAAUGGCAAAUAAACUACUUGAACUCCUUA